Molecule: messenger RNA, 4339 nt
Organism: Tympanuchus pallidicinctus (lesser prairie-chicken)
Lineage: Eukaryota; Metazoa; Chordata; Aves; Galliformes; Phasianidae
Gene: SGSM3
Product: small G protein signaling modulator 3
Exons: 22
Coding region: 1007-3268 (753 amino acids)
Molecular function (GO): protein binding
Source: RefSeq, a predicted model, not a curated record
CUGAGCGUGCCAGAGUGGUGGAAGGGCAGCGGGGAGCCAGAAAAAAGCCUCCAAAUGCAUUGGCAGGAGUGCCGUCAGCAGUUACCUGCUUGCUGCACACACCCUGAAUGCUGCCACGUGAAGUGAGAGUGUUGGUGCUCUUUUUCUAUCCUUAGGAUAGGUUUACCUACCGAGGAAAAACCCUCCACUAAGAGAGCUGGAGCGACAGGCAGCAGUUAGGGGCAGGGCAGAACACACAGGUAAGCAGCUGGCCAUGCGUGGUCAUGGCAGCUUCUCAGAAACAAAAGCUGGACUUGUGGUUGCUUUGAUUUGUUGUUUCUUUUGUUUGUUUGCUUCUUUUUUGCUCUAAGAGUUGGUGUUGGAAGAUUGGCAUCUAUGCAGCCAUAGCAGCUUUUCUCAUGCAGAAAACUGCUUAAAUCUGGGGGGAAGAAGCCUUAUUUGUGUUCUCAGAUCCAGGUGCUUUUAUAGCUGUUUGUCUUGGAGCACCGGAGCAAGUCACUUCAUAGAAUCAUAGAAUGGCCUGGGUUGAAAAUGAUCACAGUAAUCAUCUAGUUUCAACCCGCCUGCUAUGUGCAGGGUUGCCUACCAGGCAGACCAGGCUGCCCAGAGCCACAUCCAGCCUGGCCUUGAAUGCCUCCAGGGAUGCCUCCCCUGUCUCAGUUUAAAACCAUUCCCCCUUGUCCUGUCACUAUCCACCCUUGUAAACACCUGUUCCCCCUCCUGUUUGCACUUGUAGGCUGCAAAUGCUUGCUGGAGAUAUAUAACCUUGUACUGCUGAGCACUGAAAAAACUCAGACAAGGCCUGCUGGGUGAAUCCCUCACAUUCCUUCUUGCAGUGGUUUGCAGCCAGAAGUGGCUUUACUGAAAAAGGAAGCUGGAAAAUCCAUUCAAAGCAUGCAAGCAUUAGCUUCUCCUAGGUUCUUUUUGAAGGCAGUGACCUCUCACCCUUGAGAACAGCAUUCCUGGACCUGCUGACAGCCUCUGCCACUCAGCCUUACCUAGAACAAUGUCAGGCCAUCACACUCCCUCUGCUGGGGGUCCCUUCUCAGCACUCACACCCAGCAUUUGGCCACAGGAGAUCCUGGCGAAAUACACACAGAAAGAAGAAUCCAUCGAGCAGCCAGAGUUCCGCUAUGAUGAAUUUGGUUUCCGAAUUGACAAGGAAGAUGGUGCUGAGCCAAACUCCAGCAAACUUCUGGGGCUCCCGCUGAUAGAGGAGCCACAGCAGAGGCUCAAGUGGCAGGCUCAUCUGGAAUUCACACACAACCACGACGUGGGUGACCUCACCUGGGACAAAAUUGAGGUCACCCUCCCACAUUCAGACAAACUGCGCUCCCUGGUGCUGGCUGGCAUCCCACACAGCAUGAGGCCGCAGCUGUGGAUGCGUCUGUCUGGGGCCUUGCAGAAGAAGAGAAAUUCAGAGAUGUCAUAUCGUGAUAUUGUGAAAAACUGCUCGAAUGAUGAAACCAUUGCUGCCAAACAGAUUGAGAAAGACCUCCUCCGCACAAUGCCCAGCAAUGCCUGCUUCUCCAACAUGAACAGUAUUGGGGUGCCACGGCUACGCAGGAUACUACGGGGACUUGCCUGGCUCUACCCGGAGAUUGGCUAUUGCCAAGGCACUGGCAUGGUGGCUGCUUCUCUGCUGCUCUUCUUGGAGGAGGAAGAUGCCUUCUGGAUGAUGUGUGCUAUCAUUGAGGAACUGGUUCCCGCCUCCUACUUCAGUACCACCCUGAUGGGGGUGCAGACAGACCAGCGCGUCCUGCGACAGCUCAUUGUACAGUACCUACCCCGUCUGGACAAGCUGCUCCAGGAGCAUGACAUUGAGCUGUCCCUGAUCACCCUGCACUGGUUCCUCACCUCCUUCGCUAGUGUUGUCCACAUCAAGCUGCUGCUGCGCAUUUGGGACCUCUUCUUCUAUGAGGGCUCUCUGGUGCUGUUCCAGCUCACUUUGGGCAUGCUCAGUAUGAAGGAGGAUGAGCUAAUCCAGUCUGAGAACUCUGCCUCAAUCUUCAACACGCUCUCGGACAUCCCAAGUCAGAUAGAAGAUGCAGAUGUGCUGCUGCGGGAAGCCAUGCGUGUGGCUGGCUCGCUGACAGAUGUGGCGGUGGAGACCCAGCGUCGCAAACACUUGGCCUACCUCAUUGCUGACCAGGGGCAGCUGCUCAACUCCAGCACCACUGUCAACAAUUUAUCCAAAAUCGUGCGGCGCAGGACUCAGCGCAGGAAAUCUGGCAUCACCUCUCUGCUUUUUGGAGAUGAGGACUUGGAGGCACUGAAAGCCAAGAACAUCAAGCAGACAGAGCUGGUGGCCGACCUUCGUGAGGCCAUUCUCCAGGUGGCACGGCACUUCCAGUGCGUGGAUCCCAAGAACUGCAGCAUUGAUCUGACUCCAGACUACAGUAUGGAGAGCCACCAGCGGGACCAUGAGAACUACGUGGCCUGUUCCCGCAACCGGCGGCGCCGUGCCAAGGCACUGCUGGACUUCGAGCGUCACGAUGACGACGAGCUGGGCUUCCGCAAGAACGACAUCAUUACGAUCAUUUCCCAAAAGGAUGAGCACUGUUGGGUUGGAGAGCUGAAUGGACUGCGAGGUUGGUUUCCUGCAAAAUUUGUGGAGAUCCUGGAUGAGAGGAGCAAAGAGUACUCCAUUGCUGGAGAUGACUCGGUCACAGAAGGGGUGACAGACUUGGUGCGAGGGACGCUCUGUCCUGCCUUGAAGUCCAUAUUUGAACACGGAUUGAAGAAGCCAUCGCUGCUGGGGGGUGCCUGCCAUCCUUGGCUCUUCAUUGAAGAGGCUGCAAGCAGGGAAGUGGAACGGGACUUUGACUCUGUGUAUUCUCGCCUCGUGCUCUGCAAGACUUACAGGCUGGAUGAAGAUGGCAAAGUCCUCACUCCAGAGGAGCUGCUUUAUCGGGCAGUUCAGGCUGUGAACAUGACGCACGACGCUGCACACGUACAGAUGGAUGUGAAACUUCGUUCCCUCAUCUGCGUUGGGCUCAACGAACAAGUGCUACAUUUGUGGCUGGAGGUGCUGUGUUCAAGCCUGCAGACCGUGGAGAAGUGGUUUCAUCCCUGGUCGUUCCUGCGCAGCCCCGGGUGGGUCCAGAUCAAAUGUGAGCUGAGAGUGCUCUGCAAAUUUGCCUUCAGCCUGUCUCAGGACUGGGAGCUGCCAAUAAAGAGGGAGGAGAAGGAGAAGAAGCCACUGAAGGAAGGCGUGCAGGACAUGCUUGUGAAACACCACCUCUUCAGCUGGGACAUAGAUGGGUGACCUCCACCCCCCCCUGCCCCGGGAACCUUCUCAGUGGCCUGCACUCCUCUCCCCAAGCCCCAUCAUCUCACAUCCCCUUCCUUCCCUACCCUACACUUGUAUCUGUGACAAAAUCCCCCUCGGGGGGCUGCGAGGCUACCCGGGACCGAUGCAGUGUGGCCUUGUGGCACUGCUGCCAGACCCGAGGGAGGUGAUGGUCGAGGCUGAUGCUGCACAGGGACAUGUGUGUUCUGAUCAGAAAAAUGAGUGCCCCUUCCCAGCCUUCCCCACUUCUGCCACCCCCAUUUCCCUGGGGAGAGGGGCUGCAGGCCCAGCCACUGUGUGCCAGUGUUUCCAGUGCUACCGUAGCUGUGGGGCAGAGGCAAUCCUUGUGGGAUGGCUUUGAUCCGUGAAGGGUGGCACUGCAGAUGCAGGUGGAAUAGAGCUGGUGAGGGACUUGAUGCUGUGUGGAGCAGGGAUGGCACGCACCCCACCUCGUGCCAUCCAAGGGCUCACCUCCGAGGGGAGGGGAAGGGCAGAACCUGAAGCACUUGAAUGGGUUCGCCCGACGUGGAGUCAGGGCAGAGAAGGGGGAACUGGUAUCAGCCUCAUCCCACUUCUCUGGCACUGGUGUGUGGGAUGUCGACACGAGGUGCUGGAGAGCACUGCUCUGACAGCCCUAGGGGACGGGCUUUGUCUCCUCUGGGAGCAGACAAAAACCAACACUCCUGUAGAAAGAGUGUUUCAUGCUAUCAUUUUAGUCUCUACGUGAUUUUUACUGUUAACCAAAAAGCUGUAAAUUAACUCCGAGAACGUGUGUAUAUUUUGGCACUGUCGUAGCUCAGGAUGGGGUUCAGGUUGGAGCCGGCUCAGGGAGACCGACUGGUCCUCCUCGCCCUGCAGCGGGGGCAGGGAUGCCAGUCGGGAGUGGAGAAUUGCUGCUUUGUGGUGGUGGCUCUGGAUAUGGAGUCUGUGACUUUCUAGUGAAAGCGCUUGUCAGUGAGCACAAACUACUCAUGAGAUGACACUAGAUUCUUACUUUACUUUAUUCUGUGGGUUUGUAAAUAAACUGCAUCUUGGGAGAGCACUGGA